GCCCUCGAUCUGGGCGAUGGAGGAGGAAGCAAGCGAGGGGGCCGGUUCUUGAGCUUCGUAAUUCCUGUGUCGCCUUCUGAGCUCUCAGUCCGCCGGGUCGCAUGAUCCCUCCAGCCGGAGCUGCUUUUUUUGCCAGCCGCCGCGAGGCCGGUUGAGUUACCGGCAUCCCGGCUGCCACCUCCUAGCCCGACCUAUGAUACAAAAGAUUUUCCGGGGGCUGCACCUGCCUGCCGUUGCCUGAGACAUUUGAAUAACCUUAUCUUGGCUUUGGAUCUCAGAAGAGAACCACUAAGCAGAGACCAGACUCAGUGAGUGAGCAGGUGUUUUGGACAAUGGACUGGUGGAGCCCAUCCCUAUUAUAAAAAUGUCUCAGAGCAAUCGGGAGCUGGUGGUUGACUUUCUCUCCUACAAGCUUUCCCAGAAAGGAUACAGCUGGAGUCAGUUUAGCGAUGUGGACGAGAACAGAACUGAGGCCCCAGAAGGGACUGAAUCAGACAUGGAAACCCCCAGUGCCAUCAAUGGCAACCCAUCCUGGCACCUGGCAGACAGCCCUGCGGUGAAUGUAGCCACUGGCCACAGCAGCAGCUUGGAUGCCCGGGAGGUGAUCCCCAUGGCAGCGGUGAAGCAAGCGCUGAGGGAGGCAGGCGAUGAGUUUGAACUGAGGUACCGGCGGGCAUUCAGCGACCUGACAUCCCAGCUCCACAUCACCCCAGGGACGGCAUAUCAGAGCUUUGAGCAGGUAGUGAACGAACUCUUCCGGGAUGGGGUGAACUGGGGUCGCAUUGUGGCCUUUUUCUCCUUCGGUGGGGCACUGUGCGUGGAAAGCGUAGACAAGGAGAUGCAGGUAUUGGUGAGUCGGAUUGCAGCUUGGAUGGCCACUUACCUGAAUGACCACCUAGAGCCUUGGAUCCAGGAGAACGGCGGCUGGGACACUUUCGUGGAACUCUAUGGGAACAAUGCAGCAGCCGAGAGCCGGAAGGGCCAGGAGCGCUUCAACCGCUGGUUCCUGACGGGCAUGACUGUGGCUGGCGUGCUUCUGCUGGGCUCGCUCUUCAGUCGGAAAUGACCAGACACUGACCACCCACUCACCCGCCCACCGCCAUCCUGCCCUCACCACAGCCCUCCGUCCAGCCACCGUCGCCACCUGGAGAACCACUCACUACAUGCAGUGCACGGCCACCCACACAUCACAGGGUUGGGCCUAGACCUGGUCCCCUCAUUUAGUUUUCUAGAAUUUACCAUGCUUCUGUGAAAGCCGCCUUCCCCGACACCUCAGUUCUCCCGGCCUCAAAGCCCACAAAAUUUCCCCAGAUUCUGUCCCGUGGAAGCUGACAGGUUUGGGGGGAUUGUGACUGGGGGCUGCAGUGCCCUGCCUGAUUGGUGGAACCCCUUGCCCCCUUAGCCUCACUGAGGAUGCUUUCCUGCCAGGGAGCUGGAAAAUUUUCUGACCCUUUUCCCCAGAAAGAGAGACUAGAUUGCCUUCAUUUUGAUGUUUGUGGCCUCGGAAUUGAUCAUUUCCUGUCUCUCCCUCCUCCCGGACCUGGGCUCCCCUUCCAUUUAUCCCCACCCUCCAAGAGCCGCUUAGGGGCCACUUCUGACUAAUUAGGGAUUCAGGCUGCUUGGGAUACAGAAACAAGGACCAGGACCCCCUCCCCACCUCUGGCCUGGCCAAAGUCCCUACCCUCAAUCCCAGUGUCCUAGAGGCCUCUGGCUAGAGGCCAGCCCCACCUGGGAUGGGGGAGCUGUAGCUGCAGGAGGCACCCCAUGCCCAAGCUUGGGUGGCCCUUGCAGUUGAGCACCACCCCAGUUCCCUUCCCCUUCCCCGGCUCCCAUGACCACGACUGAGGGACCGACUGGGCCCAAGAUAGGUGCCCCAGAGCUGUUUAUGGCCUCAGCUGCCUCGCUUCCUGCAAGGAGAUCGUCCUGUGGCACCUUUGCCUUGGGCUGCUGCCCAUGGGGUUCAGGGGCCUCUGCCCAGAGGUGAGGGGGAGCCACGGGGAACAGCUGUGGGAGCCCUGGGGUCUUCCCUACCUCAGGCAGGAAGGGCAGGAAAGAGAGCCUUGUGCGUGGGGUGGAGGUAGGGCUGGCUGGAGGGGCCAGUCCUGUCUGGCCUGAUCGAUUUGUGCCCCACCCCCGUUCAGCCUGGGCAGCCGGGCUGCCAAGGUCAGGGUGGCCUGGCCAGGAGCUCUUCAGGCCUCCCUCUCUCCUCUGCUCCACCCAUGGCCUGUCUCAUCCCUGGGGAUCCUGGCCUAGCCCUGGCCACCCCGGGCUCUCUGCUGUACAUAUUUGAGACUAAUUUUUAUUCCUUGUGAAGAUGAUAUACUAUUUUUGUUAAGCGUGUCUGUAUUUAUGUGUGAGGAGCUGCUGGCUUGCUGUGCGUGUGCACAUGGAGAGCUGGUGCCCAGAGAUUGAACGGCCUGAUGCUCCCUCCCCUGCCGUGGUCCGGGGAAGCCAGCCGGGGAUCCUGGCUCCUGAGGGGCACCUGUCC
Molecule: messenger RNA, 2488 nt
Organism: Globicephala melas (long-finned pilot whale)
Lineage: Eukaryota; Metazoa; Chordata; Mammalia; Artiodactyla; Delphinidae
Product: bcl-2-like protein 1
Biological process (GO): negative regulation of intrinsic apoptotic signaling pathway; extrinsic apoptotic signaling pathway in absence of ligand; intrinsic apoptotic signaling pathway in response to DNA damage
Cellular component (GO): mitochondrial outer membrane
Molecular function (GO): protein homodimerization activity; protein heterodimerization activity
Source: RefSeq, a predicted model, not a curated record